Thamnophis sirtalis is the source of this 1475-nucleotide messenger RNA. RefSeq names its product cysteine rich protein 1 (gene CRIP1). The record is from RefSeq and is a predicted model, not a curated record. NCBI's taxonomy places the organism in Eukaryota, Metazoa, Chordata, Lepidosauria, Squamata, Natricidae. Gene Ontology annotation, molecular function: zinc ion binding. Gene Ontology annotation, biological process: regulation of gene expression; intrinsic apoptotic signaling pathway in response to DNA damage.
CCGGAAGCCUCACUUGCUGCCUCGUUGCACUGCGGAUUGAUUGAGCCUUCGCCGACGCCAUGCCCAAGUGUCCUAGUUGUCAGAAGGAGGUCUAUUUCGCUGAAAAAGUCACCUCCCUUGGGAAAGAUUGGCACCGGCCAUGUUUGAAAUGUGAAAAAUGCAAGAAGACCUUAAGUGCAGGUGGCCAUGCAGAGCAUGAGGGGAAACCUUAUUGCAACUACCCCUGCUAUGCUGCAUUGUUUGGACCCAAAGGAUUUGGGCGUGGAGGUGCUGAAAGCUACACUUUCAAAUAAAACUUAGGAGUGGAAUGAUGAAUUUUGCUGAUUCCAGGCGGAGUUCAGAAGAAUAACCACACUGUGUUUUUUCACUAGAAGUGAAUAUAAUGAAGACUUCAAAAGGGGAGAGGGGGAUGAUAAUUGAAUGGAGGGUUUCCUGUUUAACAUAAGUUGAGAAAUAUAAUCAUGUGGAAACUAGGAAAGAAUAGCAUUGGGGGGCAUCAUAGGAAAGUGUGGAAAUUUUAAAAAAAAUCAAAGCCUGUUUUAGAUCUUUCCUUUUAUUCUUAUUUUUCUAACUUACAAAUAAAAUCUUAAAUCAAAAGAGGCUUGCAGAUACCAAUGAAUCAGAAAAUGAACAUAAACACCUGGGAAAUGCCGUAUUUACUAAUGUUCUUUAAGAAAGGAUAUCCAAAAGUGUCUUCAGAAUUAUUUUUAGUGAACUAACAUAUAAAUGUGAAAUGAAUAUUUAUUGCAUCCAGUGAAACUUUUGCAUUUUGAAUUUAUAAAUUUGCAAUUCCAACUGAAAUCCAUUGGGGAGCAAUUGGCUGAUUGUACAAUCAGAAACCAAAUACAUAAUCUGCAGAACAUUGCUAUAUAUUUGUGUUAAAAGAUUCUGAGAGAGGCUGGUUGUUCAUUUUUACUCAGAAUUAGUAAGGUGUUUAAUUUACUGUACAAUAUAUACUAUAUAUUUUACAGUGGGUACAAUUUGCAGUAGAAAACAAGUUUACCUGACUCUCCCUUAGCAUCUUUAGCUCCUUUUUGUCAAUAUAUUUUUCCAUGCCUAUAUCUGCAAACUAGCAAGUCUAGGCCUCUGGUAAGGCUUUGACUUUAUUGAAACUGAAAAGUGUGUGGCAAUAGCAAUGGGAUCCAAAAUGGCCCAAAUGUCAAUUCAUCAAUUAUGAGAUUUACUGACAUUUUCAUUUUACUUAAGUUAACCAGAUUAUAUGAAAGUAGUUGGCUCCAGUUAAGAUGAGAACUAUUGUGCUGAAUUAAAGAAACAAUUCUUUCCUAUUCAGUACAGUUUUUCUAAUUUAAACAACCAAGAAUAUUCAGUGAAGAGAUGCUCCCAUUCUUGUAAAAUAAAUACAAAAGACAAAACAAAGUGAAGCCUUUUCUGAUUGGAAUUUUAGCAUUUGGUUUUCCUGAGUCUUUGGCUUUCAGAUAUCUCUGCCCUGGUUUGAAUAAAAGUAUUUUCUUUAA